This is a messenger RNA of Rhodamnia argentea, 825 nucleotides long. RefSeq names its product calmodulin-like protein 3. Bases 291 to 749 code for a protein of 152 amino acids. Gene Ontology annotation, molecular function: calcium ion binding. The record is from RefSeq and is a predicted model, not a curated record. The transcript has a single exon. Lineage: Eukaryota; Viridiplantae; Streptophyta; Magnoliopsida; Myrtales; Myrtaceae.
UUUAGGCAACGAAUUUGACGGGUAUGAGAUAAUGCUCAACUCGCUUUUGCCAACUCUCGUGACGACGUUCACCACAAAAUCUUGUUAGAGUUCAUCCUCCUUGCCAACCUCUCCUCUUUCUCCCGUCAUUUUUCCUUUUCCAUGCACCGUCCUUGAUACGUUGCCUGCACGUCCUCCCGCUUCUUCUUUUGGGCAAUCCCACUUUCUUUUGCUGGUUAUAAGUCCCUCAUAUCAAGGCACUUCCGGGGAUUUGUCUUUUCGGUUUCGGGCCUUUUCGGAAGGGUUUAUUCAUGGAUCCGGCUGAGCUUCGUCGGGUUUUCCAGAUGUUCGACAGGAACGGGGACGGACGGAUCACGAGAAAGGAACUGAGUGACUCGUUGCAGAACUUGGGCAUCCACAUCUCGGACAAGGAUCUGGCCCAGAUGAUCGAGAAGAUCGACGUGAAUGGCGACGGGUACGUCGACAUUGAUGAGUUCGGCGCGCUGUACCAGACGAUCAUGGACGAGAGAGACGAGGACGAGGACAUGAAGGAGGCGUUCAACGUGUUCGACCAGAACGGGGACGGGUUCAUCACGGUGGAGGAGUUGCGGUCGGUCCUGGCGUCGUUGGGGUUGAAGCAAGGGAGGACCUUGGAGGAUUGCAAGAAGAUGAUAAACAAGGUGGAUGUGGAUGGAGAUGGGAUGGUCAACUUCAAGGAGUUCAAGCAGAUGAUGAAGGGCGGUGGUUUUGCUGCUUUAGGGUCAAGUUGAUACUCAAGAUGCAUUGUUUUCUUAGAGACUAUAUUGUGUUUUCAUGUAGAAAGAAAUGAAAACGUCGCUUUUCAUA